AUGGCUGUUGCGUUUCGUCUCAGCACAGCCCUACUCCCCUCGCUCGCGGCACCCAUAGUGUCUCCCACCAACGCCGCAAAGCCCUCCCUUUCUUCCGCAUCCCGCGCCGCCUUGCUACCUUUAAUUGCCGUCCGCGCUACCGUUACUCCUCAGCGAUCCCCCGCGUGUCGAGCAUCCACGGUCGUCGACUCGGCCACGUCAACAGAAACCAUGGCUGACGCGGCAGCUCCGGCGACUGACGUCAACGCGUCCGCUGGCGGCGUCGAUUCGCGCAGCGGGUGCAGGAUCUGCGCGGCGGUGACGGCGACGACGGUGGGUGGAAUGCGGGAGCAGAUGGCGCAGGCCAAGGCGGCGGGAGCGGACACGGCGGAGCUCCGCGUUGACCAUUUGACCGAGUUUGACCCGAGCGUUGACCUCCCUGCGCUCCUAAACGGCCGCUGCCUGCCCGUUAUUGUCACAUGCCGCCCCACGUGGGAGGGCGGCAAGUACGCCGACCCGGACGAGGAGAGGCGGCAGCAGGUGCUGGCGAUGGCCAUGGAGAUGGGAGCUGAGUUCAUUGACGUCGAACUGCAGGUCGCCUCCGAGUUCAUCCAGAAGCACGUUGCACCCCGCCGCGCCGCCGCCGCUGCUGCUGCCGCUGGUGACGGUGUGACUGCAACGCGUGUGAUUGUAUCGAGCCACAACUACAGCGUGACCCCGCCAUUGGAGGAGCUGCGGGCGCUGGUGGCGCGCAUAGAGGCUGCUGGGGCAGACAUUGUCAAGUUCGCCACCACGGCCACUGAUAUCACUGACAAUGCACGCGUGUUCCAGAUACUCAAGGAGGCGCAGCGCCCCACAAUCGCAUUGGUGAUGGGUCCCAAGGGCCUCAUCAGCCGUCUCCUCGCGCCCAAAUUCAACGCCUUUCUCACCUUCGGGGCGAUCACCCCUGGCGCUGAGUCAGCGCCAGGUCAGCCGACGGUCGCUGAGCUGGCGGGCACGUACAGGCUGGCGGGCGUGGGCCCGGCAACGCACGUGUUUGGGCUGGUGGGGAACCCGGUGGCGCACAGCAAGGGCCCUGUGCUGCACAAUGCGGCGUUAAGGCAUGUGGGGUAUGACGGCGUGUACGUGCCAUUCCUGGUGGACGAUGUUCCGGAGUUUCUGAAGACGUUUGACGGCCCCGAUUUCAAGGGGUUCAGUGUGACCAUUCCCCACAAGCUCGCGGCGUUGGAGUGCUGCCACGAUGUGGAACCUCUUGCCAAGAGCAUAGGCGCUGCCAACACCAUCAUUCAAGGGGAGGGCGGCCGGCUCAAGGGGUACAACACAGACUGCAUGGCGGCCAUAGAGGCCAUCGAGGACGGGCUCAGGCAGGCAGACGGAGGCAGCAUCAGCAGUAGCAACGCGGAAGCUUCCUCCUCGCCCCUCGCCGGCCGACUCUUUGUGGUUGUGGGGGCGGGGGGUGCCGGGAGGGCUCUGGCUUUCGGUGCUAAAGCAAAGGGUGCGGAUGUGAUUGUAACAAAUAGGAGCUACGGCAAGGCGGAGGCGCUGGCUGCGGCUGUGGGCGGCACUGCCGUGCCUCUGCCGUCUGGUUCUGGUGACGUGGCAGCGGGUGGCGAUGAGCUGGCGGCGGUGUUGCAGGAGAUGCAGAGAGGGAGGAGUGGGCGUGCUGUGCUGGCAAAUACGACCUCUGUGGGCAUGCACCCUCAUGUGGACGAUACUCCGGUCAGCAAGGCUGUGUUGCAGGAGUGCAGUCUGGUGUUUGAUGCAGUCUACACCCCCAUGGAAACCCGUCUGCUCAAAGAGGCGAAGCAGGCAGGAGCUGCAACGGUCAGUGGCGUCGAGAUGUUUGUUGGCCAGGCGGCUCGACAAUUCGAGCUCUUCACUGGAAAGCCAGCUCCUGUGUCGUUGAUGCGUGAAAAUUUCCGCCAAAGUUCCGCCGGCAUUCCGCAACCCUCCUCUCGCUCCCCUCGCAUCAUGGAAGCGGAGGAGCCUCCGCGCGCGCGCACUCUCCGUAAUGCCGCCAAGCGGUGGAGCGUGCCGGCCGUCCUGCACCCCGCGUCGGGCCGGCUCGUCCCCAUGGACGACUGGGCGAUCUCCGCCGCCGUCGCCGCGCAUAGCGACGGCGCGCCGGUCGCCCCGUCGGCCGCAUCUUCCAGCCACGACGAUUUCUUGAAGAAUCUGACCAAUCGGAGCCGGAAGUGGAUUGGCGGAGCGCGCACGGCCGGAAGGCCCGGGACGUCGUCGUUUCGGGACGCGGAUAAUGCGGCGGCUGCGGCGGCGACGCCGGGCGCAGCGCCGGCCGCGCCGCCGUCGCUGAAUAACGUGCCGGAUCCGGUCUCCCCGCGCUGGUUCUGGCUGGAGAAGCGUUCCCGCCGCGCAGUGACCCACCUGGACCUCUCCCAGCCGUCGCGCUUCCUCGAGUCGCUCCCCCUCGCCUUCUUCCCGCGCGUCACCUCGCUCUCCCUCAACUGCUCUCUCUACCGCCGCCCCUGCUCCGCCGAUAGGCUCUAUGACUUCAGGGAACUGCACGUGCUCGAGCUGCUGCAUCUCAAACGGAUCCUGAAUCAACGGCCCUGGGAGAAUCUCGAGUUUGUCGGCUCGCAUUUCCUGCUAGAGGGGCUUCCUAAAACGGGGAUGGGGUACGGUGGAGGGUUUGUGGGCGCGGGAGGGGGAGGGGGAGGGGGAGCCGGUGGUGGUGGCGGUGCUGUUAACUUGCAGAGUGGGAGUUUCAGUGCCAGCGCUUCGGUUUCCACUCCAGGUGUUACGACCCCGGCUGUUGCAACUCCAGGUAUGGUGACUCCUGGCGGGGUAAUCACCCCGGGCGGGGAAACUACCCCCGGGUUUCCCGGCUCGGAAAAACCCGCGAGUAAAUUUUCCCGGGAUGGUGGCGCGGGGUCAAAGUCAGGCAGAGGGCGCUCAGGAGGGGGGGGCGGGCCAAAGGUGUGGGAUAUGAUGGAGGAAGAGGAGGUGGUGGGAGGAGGGGGGGGAGGAGGAGAGGUGGCGGGUGCAGGGGAGGGAGUUGGGGGUGGGAGAGGAGGGGUUGGAGCUGAGUUCAUGCGGAUUGGGUUCUUUGACAAGUGUGGGGCAUCGCUGCAGUCUCUGAUCCUGGAGGGGGGACGUAACGUUACCAACAUUGAGAAUAUCGCCAAGGAGAUAUCCAUCAAGAUGCUAACCCAGGAGCUAGCCCAGUGCUCCGCCCUGCGCCAUCUGGUCAUCUCCCAAACCGUCAAGGGCAACCCGCGCCUGCUCGAGCGAGCCUUCUCCUCGCUGCCCCUGCUCACCUACCUCGACCUGGGCAACCUCAAGAUCGAAACCCCGGGGGCGUCUGGUCCCCCGCUGCUGGGGGCAACGGAUGGGAUGCUGAGGGAGGUAGCGCGGUGGUGUGCGGUGGUGGAGGAGGUGUAUGUGGGCCCGCAUGCAACGGUGGUGGGGGUGGAGGCGGUAGCGGGGAAGUGCAAGCAGCUGCGGGUUCUUGGGGACGUGACUGCUGCGUGCCGGGACUCCAUGCAUGUCAUGAACAAGGUGAGAUGCUCUUAUGGGACGUCCCAACCCAAGGUGUAUGUGGGUCCGCAUGCGACGGGGGUGGGGGUGGAGGCGGUAGCGGGGAAGUGCAAGCAGCUGCGGGUUCUUGGGGAUGUCGCUACUGCGUGCCGGGACUCCAUGCAUGUCAUGAACAAGUGGGCCACUAAUGAGACGCUAGAGGAGGUGGGCCGUUCAUGCCCCUCCCUGCGCUCGCUGCUCAUCCGCUGCAACGCAGACAUCACAGACGCAGGCCUGGUGGCGCUAGCAGCACUCAACCCCAACCUCACCCAUCUCAACGUCUUCGCCCUCGCCCACUCCCUCACAUACAUCUCUCUCGUCUCCGCCGCCCGCCACUGGACCUCCCUCGAAACCCUCAUCCUGCCCUUCUGCGAGCGAGACGACCGAGCCGACCUGCCCGACCUGGUGAAAGUCCUUUCCAGCUGCCCGAAGCUGAAAGUUUUCUCGAUCGGGCUGUGUGCGCAUAGGUAUUUUGAAGCGUUGUUGGAGCUGCUGGGAUCGUGUUCGUGGCUGGAGUAUGUGUAUCUGUAUGAGAGCUGCCAGGAGGGGCAUGAAUUCACCAUGGCUGAUCUCAGGAAGGCUGCUGCCAAGGAGAAGAGGAAACCGCUGAUUUGCUACGCUGCUGGGUCGGCUGAGGGGAUCUGA
Molecule: messenger RNA, 4161 nt
Organism: Closterium sp. NIES-65
Lineage: Eukaryota; Viridiplantae; Streptophyta; Zygnematophyceae; Desmidiales; Closteriaceae
Source: the annotation of a GenBank genome assembly